AUGGACUGGCAGUCGGCGACGAGGAAGAAGGCCUGCGUCACGCAGGACGACGCGAAGCCCAUUUGGGAAAAGUUCUCGGAUCCGAUGAUGGUUCAGACGGAGGACGAAACUUGGUACGUUGUGGACCGAGAAUUCCUCGGCAACCUGCAACUCCUGGCGACCUACGGGACAUCGGAGGAUCCUGAAAACGCUGGACUAUCUGCCCAGGACUUGCCGCUGAAAAUUGAGAACAAACCGCUACUGAGCGCUGCCAGCAGAGACAAACCGCGAGCAACAAAAACCACCCUUCUCGACGACUCAGUCGCAUACGCUCAAGGCGAGCGUUUCGAAGUGGUGAACGAAGAGUUCUGGCGCCUGCUGAUGCAGCACUUUGAGGUGGACAUCGAAGUCCCUCGUCGAGUGUACCGUGACGGCCAGCGGCUGAAAGUCGAGAUACAGCCCUUGCUUUUGGGUGUCUAUACAGCUGAGAACGCGGACCUCGCAGAGAGUGACUGUGUUCACGUCGGAAAUCUCGUUUUCUCGCACGGCGACACGGUUGAAGAAGCGCGAAGAAAGGUGCUUGACUUGGUGCACAACGAGACGUGGACGGUCUUGGCAGGUUUCCUGGGAGAGGGCGCGAAGCGUCCGGCGCACCUUCGGCUGCUGUGUACAGACACCGGGCGUCCUCGGACGCUCGGCGAAGCAGGCGUCGACACCGAGAUGGUUUUCCUCGCUCUUCCCCCACAGGCCGCGGAGGCGCUCCUCGCGAAGGCACUCCUCGCGAAGGCGCUGCCUCUCCCGGCCCCGGACAUGCCCAGCGAGACAGAUGAGAGGCGGAGUGAGAGUCCGCGCGUGAACGGGCUGCACAGCGAAGACGAGCGCGAGGGUGGAGCUGUCGGAGCCUCGCGCACGGAGAAACGCAGACCCCUGCCGCUUCCCUGGGAACCUGCGAGGCCAGGCGCGCUCGAGGGAAACCUCGACGAAAUGUUCGCGUCUGGCGGCGUCUGCGGCCUCGCAAACUUGGGGAACACCUGCUUCCUCAACUCCGCCGUCCAGUGCCUCUCGAAAGUCCUCCCCCUGUCCUACUACUUCCUCAGCGGGCGUUUCGUCGCCGACAUCAACGAGGAAAAUGUCAUGGGCACGCAAGGCCGCCUCGCUAGGGCCUAUCACGCGACGCUGCGGGAUAUGUGGUUUGGAGGCGACUCGCCUCUCGCGCCGCGCGACCUGAAGGCGGCUGUGGGGCGCGUGCGCGAAGAGUUCCUGGGCUACAACCAGCAAGACUCGCAAGAGUUGAUUGCCUUUCUGCUCGACGGCCUCCACGAGGACCUGAACCGCAUCAAGAAGAAGCCGUACUACGAGUCAAAGAUCGAAGGGGGCCCGGAGAAGUCGGACGCGGAAGUUGCGGAGCUUUCGUGGCAGCGCCACAAGGAAAUCAACGAUUCAGUGAUUGUGGAUUUGUUUCAAGGCCAGUAUCGCUCGCGUCUGGAGUGUCCUGCAUGCGGGAAAAUCUCGGUGACGUUCGAUCCCUUCAUGUAUCUCUCUCUCCCCGUCCCUCCCGAGUGGCGUCACCAAGUUGUCUUCACCCUUGCCGUUGAUUCCCGGCGGCCCGAAGCCUUCUGCUUCCAGCGCGCCUUCCCAGGAAACCUCGACUACGCCAAGGCCAAACAAGUUUGCCUCGACAUUGUUGCUCGGCUCCUCUCGGAUGCUUCGACGCAAACACUCGGCGCCGAGGAAAAGGAAACCUUGCGGUCGAGCGUCUUGUCGAACGUCCAGUUGAAGGAUCUCUCGCAGCUCAGUGCCGACAACGUUCUCAUGCUCGCGAAGAACAGGGAAGACCUCGCAGGGGUCUACCUGUCGGACGUGAACGCGAAGGUUUUCACUGCCGCGGACACUGUGAGGUACAGGUUCGAUAGAAAACCUUCGCACAUCUUUGCGUGGCUGAUGCCAGCGCGAAUCGUCCAGGAAGUAGAGGCAGGAUCCCGAAAGGACUCUGCGAGGGGCGGUGUCGAGGGAACAAUGGACGCCCGCCCGGCUGAGUCGACAGCGAGAGGAGACGGCGCUCGAGGAUCCCCCGGGCACACGAGCACCGCAGAGACGGAGAAGGCUCCUCCGACGACUGCGGCUGGCGACGGCGAGCCGAGCGAAGACAGGUGGAAGGCGUUGGGAAAUUACACGUCAGGUGACAGCGAGAAGCCCUCUCCAGAAGCAACGUGUCAUCGCGUCAAGAAGAGAAGGUCAAACAGUUUCUGCCUUGGCGCGAGAGGCCUUGCCGAGACCGACACAACUUUUGCACUAGUCCUCCCUGUCUUCAGAACGCCUGCUGGAGAUGUUAGGCCAAUCCAGCGGUGUAUGCCAGUUUUGUUGCCUGUCGCGGAGGGCGCUACGUGCGAGGAAUUUUACAAACAAGUGGAAGGCAUCUACCUCUAUGGCAACGAUGAAGAGAAGUUGGUCUCGCGGCCGGAAGCGAAUCAGCCACAGGACGAAGAGGGGAGCCCGCAGGGGCAGUCCCUGAUCAAUCACGCCGUUGGAUUCAUUCGGAGCUUCUCAGGGCAGUCGGACCUGGGCGGGGCGCGGCAGAUCAAGCUGCUAGUGCCUCCAGGCUUUCGCGUUCAGGAAGCGCAGAAAAGCGUCAUCAGUCAGGGCGUUAAUCUGUUGGCGAACGGCAUUGGAGGGAAGGCGAGUAACCAGCCGCGGCCACUGCCAAUGGACAACCAGCUUGUGUCGGCGAACCUGCAACCCAAGACGGGAGACUUUGUGGCCUUACUCUACGCCGACAUGGGGACGUUGACGGACAGCGAGAAGGUGGGGCCCCCCGAAGGCAUUCGCGUGAUGGGGCCUGUGGAGGUGCAACCAAACACGGACAUCUCCGAUUGCCUACGCCUCUUCUCGGAACAAGAGCGACUGGACAUCGAAAAUAUGUGGUACUGCAGCUCGUGCAAGGAGCAUGUUCAGGCGUACAAGAAGCUAGACCUAUGGAAAAUGCCCAAGAUUCUAAUACUCCAUCUGAAGCGUUUUCACAACAUCAGUCGAUUUACGCGAUCUAAAAUCGGCACGAAGGUCACAUUCCCGUACAAAGCCGGUGACUACCUGGACAUGACCCCGUACAUUCUCCCUGAAAGCCUGGAAAUGAUGCAUGCAAAGGAUCAAGGGUUUGCGCCCCUUUACGAGCUGGUGGCGGUGAACGUUCAUUCCGGGGAGCUCGGCGGAGGCCACUACUUUGCCUACGCAAAGCUGCGAGGACGGUGGUACGACUUCAACGAUUCUUGGGUGCAGUCCGUCUCAGAAGACUCCUGCCAUUCUUCGGACGCGUACAUGCUUUUCUACCGGCUCAAGCAGGACGAAUCCUAG
Molecule: messenger RNA, 3327 nt
Organism: Neospora caninum
Lineage: Eukaryota; Apicomplexa; Conoidasida; Eucoccidiorida; Sarcocystidae
Product: Ubiquitin carboxyl-terminal hydrolase, related
Exons: 21
Coding region: 1-3327 (1108 amino acids)
Biological process (GO): protein deubiquitination
Molecular function (GO): cysteine-type deubiquitinase activity
Source: RefSeq, a predicted model, not a curated record